AUGUUCCUGCAGGACGUGUUUUAUUCUGAUUCAGAUUUUUUGUUGGUGGGCAUUGAAAGGUCGCAAUUUAUUGUGAUACGCCUUUUGCUGGUGGGCUGGGUGAAAGCUCUCAGUUUUCCACCAUAUGACAUCUCAGACCUGCAAAGGAUGAUGGCGUUGGAUGACUGUCCUCUGCCGGAGGCUACAGUUAAAGGUCUGGACAGGGAGCCGCUCACUGUAUAUCUGGGGAAGAGGGACUUCGUGGAUCACAUAGACGUUGUGGAUCCAGUUGAUGGCGUUGUUUUGGUUGACCCCGAAUACCUGAAGGAGCGGAAAGUGUUCGUGACUCUGACCUGCGCCUUCCGCUACGGCCGGGAGGAUCUCGACGUUUUGGGGUUGACGUUCCGCAAAGACCUUUUCGUGGCCAACAUUCAGGCCUUCCCACCCGUCCCGGAGGAGAAGAAGCCGCUGACUCGACUCCAGGAACGCUUGAUCAAGAAGUUGGGCGAGCACGCCUAUCCGUUCACCUUUGAGAUCCCACCGAACCUCCCCUGUUCAGUGACGCUUCAGCCGGGUCCCGAGGACACUGGAAAGGCCUGCGGGGUGGACUAUGAAGUGAAGGCUUUCUGUGCCGAGACUUUGGAGGAGAAGAUCCAUAAGAGGAAUUCUGUGCGUUUAGUGAUCCGCAAGGUGCAGUAUGCUCCGGAGAGGCCGGGACCACAGCCCAUGGCUGAAACCACCAGACAGUUCCUGAUGUCUGAUAAACCCUUACACCUGGAGGCGUCUUUGGAUAAAGAGGACUUGCAAGAACCGGUCCUCACCAAGUCCAUUGAUGGGAAAAGGACUGUCUUUUCUCUUGUGCGACAGUACGCCGACAUCUGCCUCUUCAACACCGCGCAGUACAAGUGCCCCGUAGCUGUGGAGGAAGCUGACAAUGACGUUGUGGCCCCCAGCUCCACCUUCUGCAAAGUCUACACACUGACUCCAUACCUGGCCAACAACCGGGAGAAGCGGGGCCUGGCCCUGGACGGCAAACUAAAGCAUGAAGACACCAACCUGGCCUCCAGCACGCUACUGAGAGAUGGUGCCAACAAGGAGAUCCUCGGAAUCAUUGUCUCCUACAAAGUCAAAGUGAAGCUGGUCGUCUCUCGAGGAGGUGAUGUUGCCGUAGAGCUGCCUUUUACUUUGAUGCACCCGAAGCCCAAGGAGGAACCUCUACAUAGAGAUGUUCCAGAGAACGAGGCUCCUAUAGAUACAAACCUGAUAGAGUUUGAUACAAACGAUGACGACAUCGUCUUCGAAGACUUUGCCCGCCAAAGACUGCAUGGGAUGAAAGACGACAAGGAGGAGGAGGACGAGGGAACGAACUCGCCUUCGACGAACGACAGAUAAGAAGCGUUUCCCCGCCGCGACAAAACCUCCUCAUCGCGUGUAAAACUUGUGG
Messenger RNA from Nanorana parkeri, 1423 nucleotides. RefSeq names its product beta-arrestin-1-like. The record is from RefSeq and is a predicted model, not a curated record. The transcript is spliced from 16 exons. Gene Ontology annotation, molecular function: G protein-coupled receptor binding. Lineage: Eukaryota; Metazoa; Chordata; Amphibia; Anura; Dicroglossidae. Bases 1 to 1371 code for a protein of 456 amino acids. Gene Ontology annotation, biological process: signal transduction; G protein-coupled receptor internalization; visual perception.